AUGUCCACUAAUGGCAAUCACGAAGCUGUCGGAACGAAACGAUCGUUGAGUCCCGAUGAAGACGACAGCCAUGCGACGCCGCAGGUCGGCCGACAGAGAAGUCGCGUUGCAUGUACUCCAUGUCGCGUACGCAAGCGCCGCUGCGACGGAAGACUGCCGUGUGCCACCUGCGUGAGAUAUGAGUACCAAUGCGAGUAUGACCAGAAGGCGAAACGUCCAUCACUGCCCAAGGAUGCGGAUGUGGCAGCGAUACCGCCACCAGCGCCAGUCGUGGGCAGCACUGCGCCCAGCAUCAUUCAGCUACAGAAGCAUCCACUGACGGCACCUGGCGCUCGUUUUCAUCAUCGUGGUAUCCUGGACCCCGUCAAGACUCGCUUUGUGAGAGCAAACUCGGCCAUCGCAUUUCCUCGUAUCCUGGGCAUGGACCUCGAAUCAGACAGCAUACCCAGACUGCACUCCUUUGCCUGGAAUCUGGGUAUUCGUGCAGAGCCGGACGAGCCUCCCACUAAUGUCACAGAACACAUGACCUGGGCCGAGUUCCAGACUCUGUCUGCAGCGUACUUCAAGUUUGUAAAGCCACAGUUUGGGCUGCUCGAGGAGGCAGAUUUCAUGGAACAAGUGGCUCCCCGGUUCGCGGACCCUGCGGGCGUCAAAGAUAUCGACUGUGUUGCGCUCGGUGUCGCCGCGUUGGGCUCCUUUUUCUCUGCUACGCCGCAUCCGAAGGAGGUGUCAUUCAUGUUCGACGCAAGAAGGGUGUUGGUGCAGCGGAGUGUCAGCAACUCUCCUACGCCAAAUCACGUCGCUGGUUGGAUUUUGCGGACCAUCUAUCUACGACUCACCUCGCGACCGCAUGGCGCGUGGAUCUCCAGCUGCAUCACCAUGCAUCAAGUGGAAGCUGGAGGAUUGCACAAGGAGAUUCAGACGAUCGCUGUCGUGUACCCUCAAGUACCCACUAAUGAUCACAAGCUGGCAAAGAAUCGUAGAAGACUCUUCUGGAUUGCUCGGGCAUUGAAUACCAUUCUCUCUUUCGAAUAUGGACGCACAAGAGUCAACUUCGAUGUGGUCACCACGAAGAAGUUUGCACCGGAGAAUGGUAGUCAAGCCCACCAAUUCGUGGAACUCGCCGACCUCUUACCCAACGACUUUGUUGAUCGUGACCGAGAACCGGACCCUCCAGCAGCAUUGGGCAAAGCUCUUGACAAGAUCGAGGCUAUGCAGACAGAGUCCAGCUUUAUAUCUCUUCUCAAAGCGGAUCUUUCAUUCGCCAUUUACCGCAGGUUGUGGCUGAUGAGUUUGACAGAUGCAAAGGAUCGUGCAGAUACUGUCAUUAGUAUUGGCAAAGCUGCACUGCCAGCGGCGUCGAAGCUACUGGCAAGCAGAACGCCCUGGUGGAAUGUCAUAUGCACCCCUUUCCAGCUGGUAUGUGUGGUGAUAUCUGUCGGGACGCCCAGAAGCCUUUCGCACAUUCAGGAGAUUAUGAACUUGAUGCACAACAUCGCACGGGUGUACGACACUCACAUGGUGCGCGAGGCAUACACGCAGGCUACCGCUCUCAUUGCCAUGGCAAAGAAGCGCAAGCAAAAGGAACUCGAUGCACUCAAUGCCAUACCGGAGAAUCCGCCCUUUCCGACGGAUUAUCCGUCGACUGGGCAGAGUAGCAUACUGUCAGACGCUCCGAACAUCGACUGGGCUAUGGAUCUCCCUUUUGAAUGGGAUAUGUUCCUGAACCCGGAGCUUGUGGUGUCCAGUCAGCAACCCAUGCCGCCAAUCAACACGUAUGCGAACCAGUUCAAUCCCUCGCAGGCACCUUGAGACUUGCCAUGACCGACGUGAUGGCAGUUCACAUGUUCCGGCAGAUGCUGUGUGAUACGAGCACAGCACAUGCUUCCUUCCGCUCUCCAGUCGGUCUGACGAAUCACUGAUACAGGUACCGGCGAAUACCCAGUUCAGCUUACACGCCGGGUGGUACAUCCUUCACAUACCACUACGCUUGUCUUCUUGGACGCAUAGGCACGUCGAUCUGCAACGCAGGUCAAGUGGCAAAUGUGACGAAUCAGCGGCCUCAUAUGUUGCACUCCUCCAUGAUCGACAUCCUUGCAGCUUGGCAUGGCUGCGGGAUAGCUCCAGAUAGCUGGUCGCUCGCUUAGGCUAUCAAUGGCACCACAGUGAGCGUCCUUAUCUUUGGCACGUGUAUGAGUCGACAUACAGCUGUUUCCGUGUCUUUGCGGGCGUCCUGCCUAUUGUAGGAGGUGUGAUAUACGAUCAUACCUUAUACCAGAUACCACGUCGGACGUCGCCUUGAGCGGAACGUUGUGUGAGACAUAUAAAUGCUACCGUGUGGCCACCAAGUAUGUUGGAGCAGCAAAGUCCCAGAUCUUACAAACUCCAGGUCCGCAAUCGCCGCCCUCAACACUGUCGCCUCUCCACAAGAUGAUGAAGUCUGCUAUCCUCUUCGGCCUUGUUGCCUGUGCUGUGGCUGCGCCUACGCACCAUGAGGUGAUCAAGAGAGGAAACUUGCCUACGCCAGUCUCAGCAGCGACGGCCAGGUCUUAUCUGAGCUCGAUUCCGACAGAGGCGGAAAACAACAGCCCAGCUUACGAUCGCGACCUAUUCAACCAUUGGAUCACCAUUUCGGGCAAUUGCAACACUCGCGAGACUGUACUCCAGCGUGAUGGAUCGAAUGUCGUGACUGACAGCGCAUGUGCCUCCACUUCCGGCUCGUGGUACUCUGACUACGACGGUGCAACAUGGACGGCGGCCUCUGACGUGGACAUUGAUCAUCUUGUCCCCUUGAGGGAGGCUUGGGUGUCGGGUGCUCGUAACUGGGACAAUGCUCGGCGACAGCAGUUCGCCAACGAUAUCACUCGACCACAGCUGCUGGCCGUGACCGACAACGUCAACCAGAGCAAGGGUGACCAAGAUCCUGCAGAAUGGCUUCCCAGCCGUACGGCAUAUCAAUGCACAUAUAUUCGUGCUUGGGUUCAAGUCAAGUACUACUACGGCCUGAGCAUGGACAGCGCCGAGAAGACGGCAGUGACUAACAUUCUGAAUGGAUGCUAGAGAUUGGCAGACAUAUACAAAAAAGCAGCUUCUUUUGAUCGGAUCCAAAAAGCUUUUGAGUCGACGUCUCGUCUCCUACUCGUACCAGAAUAGAACUAGCUAGUCCAGCCCAAUCUAGUCAUUGUAGGUACUAUACCAUAUCAC
Molecule: messenger RNA, 3204 nt
Organism: Sphaerulina musiva SO2202
Lineage: Eukaryota; Fungi; Ascomycota; Dothideomycetes; Mycosphaerellales; Mycosphaerellaceae
Exons: 3
Coding region: 1-1812 (603 amino acids)
Biological process (GO): response to xenobiotic stimulus; DNA-templated transcription; regulation of DNA-templated transcription
Molecular function (GO): zinc ion binding; DNA-binding transcription factor activity, RNA polymerase II-specific; DNA binding
Source: RefSeq, a predicted model, not a curated record